AUGAUCGAGGAUUCUGGAGAAAGGCCUGCUCAGGAUCCAAACAAGUUCGCUGUGGAGAGUUUUGCUACCAAGGUAGCUGAAAGCGUCGAGAGCAAGCUGUUUGGGAUUAAUCUCCUGUCACGGAUGCAAGGAUUCCAGGAGGAGAAGGCGCCAACGUUGAAGCAAAAAGGAUAUCAAUAUCAGGCGGAUUUUAACGUACAAGUCAUCAACAUGUUAGCGGAAGCUAAAAGGAAAGGAAGUUUUGAGGAAGCGAUUGACAAGGCUUCAGCGAUGCUCCGGAAACGAAAUCAGGAGAUUGUGUUGCUAGACAGAAAUCCAGCAUCUCUCAAACAGGUCGAAAGUAUGCGUGCAAUUUCGGAAUUAGCGGGAACAUCGGAUUCAAGUGACACGAAGCUUUUGGCAUUGACGUCGAUUCUCGCCAGAGAAGAACCGAGUGCUUCGAGAAGACCAGGCCCAUCGAGGCAGUUGUUUCGAUAUUCGGACUUCGGGGGACGGCAUCUUUCUCUCUGUUUUUAA
This is a messenger RNA of Caenorhabditis briggsae, 516 nucleotides long. Lineage: Eukaryota; Metazoa; Nematoda; Chromadorea; Rhabditida; Rhabditidae. Bases 1 to 516 code for a protein of 171 amino acids. The transcript is spliced from 2 exons. The record is from RefSeq and is a predicted model, not a curated record.